This is a messenger RNA of Trifolium pratense (red clover), 2217 nucleotides long. RefSeq lists its product as uncharacterized. Lineage: Eukaryota; Viridiplantae; Streptophyta; Magnoliopsida; Fabales; Fabaceae. The record is from RefSeq and is a predicted model, not a curated record. Bases 312 to 1718 code for a protein of 468 amino acids. The transcript is spliced from 3 exons.
GACUCCACAUUGUCACGCCUUUUCAUCCCUCCCAUAAAAGCAGCAAAUACUAUACCAUUCUCUCUCUCUAUCUCUCUGCGCGUUUCUCCUUUUUCUCUCUCUCAACCGUUUCCCACUACCGCAAUUCGCACACACCACACACCUCACUCACUUCCUUUUUCUUCCUUCCACAUUUCUCACACACUCUCUCUACUCUUCUUCACUCUCCCUCUCCUUAACAUUCUCUCUCUCUCUCUCUCUCUCUCUCUCUCUCUCUCUCGCUAGAUUUUCCCCUUUUCUUUGAUUACAAUUUACAAAAUCUCUCUUCGAAAAUGGAGAAAAAGCAAGGUUUCUUCUCCUCACUCAAAGAAGAAGUAGUUCGUGGCCUCUCACCUUCUCGUUCUCGCUCUCGUUCCCGCUCCGUAAGUCCCGCCCGAACCGGUUCCGGUUUAUUCAACCGAAAAAAACAACACCCCAACUAUAACCAUAACCCUGACUCUAACUCUUCCCUCGCAAGAUCUGGAGGUUUAAGGCCGUUAGGUGAGACACUAACGCCGUUAAUUGAAGGACCUGAUUCAGAUAACGGGGAUCCAAAGAGAAUUGGGUCGGGUCUCGGUAACUGGAUGAAGGAUCAACUCUCACGUGCUCCUUCUGUUUCGUAUAAGAGGUCUGAUCUGAGACUUCUGCUUGGUGUUAUGGGUGCUCCAUUGGCUCCGUUUCAUGUUUGUUCUACUGACCCUCUUCCUCAUCUCAGUAUCAAGGAUACUCCAAUCGAAACGUCGUCUGCGCAGUACAUAUUGCAGCAGUAUAUAGCAGCUUCUGGAGGCCAGAAAUUGCAGAACUCUAUAAAAAAUGCAUAUGCAAUGGGGAAAGUUAGAAUGGUAGCGUCUGAAUUUGAAACUGCAACCAGGGUAGUGAAGAAUAGGAAUGCUUCUAGGUGUGCGGAGUCUGGUGGAUUUGUGCUGUGGCAGAUGAAUCCUGAUAUGUGGUAUGUAGAGCUUUCUGUUGGGGGAAGUAAGGUUCAUGCUGGCUGUAAUGGAAAGCUUGUUUGGAGGCACACUCCUUGGCUUGGUGCUCACACGGCAAAGGGACCUGUGAGGCCUCUGCGCCGUGCACUUCAGGGCCUUGAUCCUAGAACCACUGCAAGCAUGUUUGCCGAUGCCAGAUGCAUAGGAGAGAAGAAUAUCAAUGGCGAGGAUUGCUUCAUCCUUAAGCACUGUACUGAUCCUGAAACACUAAAGGCUCGGAGUGAGGGUCCUGCUGAGAUCAUACGGCAUGUCUUAUUUGGUUACUUUAGUCAGAAAACUGGACUUCUUGUUCACAUUGAGGAUUCUCACCUGACCCGCAUCCAAUCAAAUGGAGGUGACGCAGUAUAUUGGGAAACCACUACCAAUUCAUUCCUCGAUGAUUACAAGCCUGUGGAAGGCGUCAUGAUUGCACACUCUGGGCAUUCUGUGGUGACCCUCUUCAGGUUUGGGGAGAUGGCCAUGAGCCAUACCAAAACAAAAAUGGAAGAAGCCUGGACAAUUGAAGAGGUUGCAUUCAAUGUUCCAGGUCUCUCUUUAGAUUGCUUCAUUCCCCCCGCCGAUUUGAAGACAGGUUCUGUUAGUGAAGCUUGUGAACUUCCUCAGGAUGAAAGAGGAAAGAACUCACUUGCAGUACAUCGAACCAAAGUUGUUGCACUGGAGAAAUCACAAGAUUGCAGCAUUGAGAAGAUGAUAUGGAAGAUGGAAAUCUAAUGAUGACAGUAGGAUCAAUUCAAGGCAAUUGUUCAUAGCAGUCACUAGUUUUUGACUACUAACGUUUAGAUUUUAGAGUAGGGGUUUCAAUUGGUUAUUUACAUGUGGAAGUUUGUUUAUGCCUCUAUAUAUAAUCUGUAAAUAGAGUGUAAAAAUUCACAGGUGUUAUGCAGACCUGAGUGAAUAUUUAUACUCGAUGCAGAUUCCAACAAAGGAGUUGGAGCUCGUUUUUCCAUUUCGGAAUAGAGCAAAAUGGAGGUUAAUUUUUUAGUUUACCUUCCAUAAAUGAGGGAAGGUGAUGAAGCUUUGGUAUAGUAGACCCAUUAAACAUUUGUUACUUACUAGCAACUUAUCUAAGUUCAGUGUCGGUGGUGGUAAUAUUAAAGAGUCUGCCACUGACCAAAGCCAUGUUUGAGCUAACAGCUUCUAUGUGGUGUAGAAGUUCUUUUAUGUUUUUGAAAAUGGAAUGCAACGAGGGUGUUUUUGAUAGCUGAGACAA